AUGGGAAUCGAUCCAAUAACUCAUAAGCCCAAGAACCACACUCUUGGCUCAUGCCUUAGCCACAUGGCUCAGUGGGAAAAUGCUCGCCUUGAAGCCGAAGCUAGGCUUCGUUGUCGCUCCAGCCCAUACCACUCUCAGCUACUAUACACCACCAGUCCUCUGCCCUUAGCAGCACCACCACAGCAUGCACCACGACCACCGUAUUUGGAUAUACUAAAGGUUUGGCAGGGAAAAUGUUAUUUCAACUCCAUUGAACGUCUGGAGUCUCCAACCACUCUUUUAAACUUUCCAGCAGAGAAUAUUUUCACCGCCCCUCGUGGAUUUUCUGUGGGUUUUUCGGGUGCAUAUGAAACUGGGACCGAAACAGAAGAUGCACAAAAUAAUUGGACAUGCAUAGGAAACCCUAAUGGCAUUUCUUGUCCAAUUGAUUCUUCUUAUACUGCAAGCUUCAUGGAGGGAUUCACAGAUCUUCAGCCUAACCUAACACGAUUCUCUAGUUGUUAA
Messenger RNA from Fraxinus pennsylvanica, 504 nucleotides. The record is from the annotation of a GenBank genome assembly. NCBI's taxonomy places the organism in Eukaryota, Viridiplantae, Streptophyta, Magnoliopsida, Lamiales, Oleaceae.